Pseudozyma flocculosa PF-1 is the source of this 366-nucleotide messenger RNA. RefSeq lists its product as uncharacterized. Lineage: Eukaryota; Fungi; Basidiomycota; Ustilaginomycetes; Ustilaginales; Ustilaginaceae. Bases 1 to 366 code for a protein of 121 amino acids. The transcript has a single exon. The record is from RefSeq and is a predicted model, not a curated record.
AUGGAUGAUGGUGCUCAUUCGCUGGCGGCCUGCAAUAGCUGCUCGCCAGACAGCCGCACCAUGGCAUUACACAGACCUCGGCGACGAGGCACGCCGUAUCGCAGCACGCAGCACGUUGUGCGCCAACGGCGCCUCAGCUGCGUGGAUCCGUUCGGGGCGGCGAACCAGACGACGACGACGAGAGACCUGACAAGAUGGCACAGAAAGAGGUGGGUGGAGAGGGUCGCCACGAGAUGCGGGCCGGCAAGAUGGCGGAUCGCAAGCAGCCAACACGUCAGGCCAGGCAGGGUGGGUUGGGGCUUCGGCAUGCCCGCCUGCCUGCUGUUGGCUUGGCUGGCGGCCAUGUACGUGAUGCGUUCGUCAUGA